Messenger RNA from Aspergillus ochraceoroseus IBT 24754, 821 nucleotides. RefSeq names its product iron-sulfur cluster assembly protein CIA2. The record is from RefSeq and is a predicted model, not a curated record. The coding region runs from base 63 to 677 and encodes 204 amino acids. Lineage: Eukaryota; Fungi; Ascomycota; Eurotiomycetes; Eurotiales; Aspergillaceae. Gene Ontology annotation, biological process: iron-sulfur cluster assembly. The transcript has 2 exons.
UUGCUUCCCCCCACCCAAACCCUCCGAUAAUAGUUUAAUGAUUUCCGAUACUCACCAUCAACAUGGCGUCUGAAAUGCAAAAUUCAAAUCCCACUAUUCUGAAUACCGCGGACCUUCCAACACGCUUGCGUCCCGCGGGGUCCCAUAAACCUGGCACCUAUGGCGGCGGAUUCUUGGCCUCCGCACUGCCUUUGCCGGGAGCCCAAACAACUGACCUUCUGUCCGACUACCCACAGUCUUCGUCAGAAUCGGAGAGUGGUGAUGAUUUGCUGGAAGAGCCCAUAGAUGAACAAGAAAUUUACGAUCUUAUUUCGACCAUUUCCGACCCCGAACAUCCAAUCUCCUUAGGCGCCCUAGCUGUGGUUUCGCUCCCUGAUAUUUCCAUUAAACCUACUCUCCCGGAUGUGCCGGAAUCACCUCUUCGGACGGCUACUGUUCUCGUCACCCCCACGAUCACACACUGCAGUCUGGCCACCGUAAUUGGUCUUGGUGUUCGCGUCCGACUCGAGCAAUCGCUGCCCCCCAGAUUUCGCGUGGAUGUCCAGAUCAAGGAAGGGACACACAGUACUGCAGACGAAGUGAAUAAACAGCUAGCUGAUAAAGAAAGAGUAGCCGCCGCUCUUGAAAACGGCACGUUGAUGGGCGUUAUUGCAAAGAUGCUGGAAACAUGCCAAUGAGCCGAUCUUUAACUCCAGAAUUAUGUGCAUUUCUAUACUGGGAGUUGCAUACUUCCAUGAUAAUAUGCAUUAUCCUUGUUUAAAUUUUUUUUUUUACAGUCCCGUGGAAAUUGUGAAUUUAAUUAUGCCACGCCCAUUCCGCCC